AUGGAGAAGACGGAGUUGAUCCAGAAAGCGAAGCUGGCCGAGCAGGCUGAGCGCUACGACGACAUGGCCACCUGCAUGAAGGCCAUGACGGAGAAGGGGGCUGAGCUGUCCAACGAGGAGCGCAACCUGCUGUCGGUGGCCUACAAGAACGUGGUCGUGGGCCGCCGGGCCGCCUGGAGGGUCAUCUCGAGCAUCGAGCAGAAAACCGACACCUCCGACAAGAAGUUGCAGCUGAUAAAGGACUAUCGGGAGAAAGUGGAGUCUGAGCUGAGUGGGAAUCCAGAAGUAUUAGAUUGA
Elephantulus edwardii (Cape elephant shrew) is the source of this 297-nucleotide messenger RNA. Its product is annotated as 14-3-3 protein theta-like. The transcript has 2 exons. Gene Ontology annotation, cellular component: cytoplasm. NCBI's taxonomy places the organism in Eukaryota, Metazoa, Chordata, Mammalia, Macroscelidea, Macroscelididae. The record is from RefSeq and is a predicted model, not a curated record. Gene Ontology annotation, biological process: signal transduction. Bases 1 to 297 code for a protein of 98 amino acids.